This is a messenger RNA of Onychomys torridus (southern grasshopper mouse), 2458 nucleotides long. RefSeq names its product BTB domain containing 2 (gene Btbd2). Gene Ontology annotation, biological process: neurogenesis. The record is from RefSeq and is a predicted model, not a curated record. Gene Ontology annotation, molecular function: protein binding. Gene Ontology annotation, cellular component: cytosol; P-body. The coding region runs from base 25 to 1551 and encodes 508 amino acids. NCBI's taxonomy places the organism in Eukaryota, Metazoa, Chordata, Mammalia, Rodentia, Cricetidae. The transcript has 9 exons.
CCCGCCCCGCGCCGCAGCGACAAGAUGGCGGCGGGCGGCAGCGGGCGCGCGUCGUGCCCGCCGGGGGUCGGGCCUGGCGCGGGCGGCCUGGGGCCCAGCGCCAACGCCGCCGCGGCCCCCGGCAACGCCGCCGCCUGCGCCCCCGGGCCGCCGCCCCCUCCAUCCCCGCCCCCCGGGCCCGUGCCGGACGCGCAGGCCGUGGGCGACGAGCGCGAGGACGCGGGCCCGGGCGCGCUGCUGCGCGAGCCCGUGUACAACUGGCAGGCCACCAAACCCACGGUGCAGGAGCGCUUCGCCUUCCUCUUCAACAACGAGGUGCUGUGCGACGUGCACUUCCUGGUGGGCAAGGGGCUCAGCUCGCAGCGCGUGCCCGCGCACAGGUUUGUGCUGGCCGUGGGCAGCGCUGUCUUUGACGCCAUGUUCAAUGGCGGGAUGGCUACCACAUCCACCGAGAUCGAGCUGCCUGACGUGGAGCCCUCCGCCUUCCUAGCACUGCUCAGGUUCCUGUAUUCCGAUGAGGUACAGAUCGGGCCUGAGACGGUGAUGACCACGCUGUACACCGCGAAGAAGUACGCGGUGCCUGCCCUGGAGGCGCACUGCGUGGAGUUCCUGAAGAAGCACCUGCGGGCAGACAACGCCUUCAUGCUGCUCACGCAGGCCCGGCUCUUCGAUGAGCCGCAGCUGGCCAGCUUGUGCCUGGAAAGCAUAGACAAGAACACGGCCGAUGCCAUCGCCGCCGAGGGCUUCACCGACAUCGAUCUGGACACGCUGGUGGCAGUGCUGGAGCGUGACACCCUGGGCAUCCGCGAGGUUCGGCUGUUCAGUGCUGUGGUGCGCUGGUCUGAAGCCGAGUGCCAACGGCAGCAGCUUCAGGUGACGCCUGAGAACAAGAGGAAGGCGCUAGGCAAGGCCCUGGGCCUCAUCCGCUUCCCGCUGAUGACCAUCGAAGAGUUCGCUGCAGGCCCCGCACAGUCGGGCAUCCUGGUGGACCGCGAGGUGGUGAGCCUCUUCCUGCACUUCACCGUGAACCCCAAGCCGCGCGUGGACUUCAUCGACAGGCCCCGGUGCUGCCUGCGGGGCAAGGAGUGCAGCAUCAACCGGUUCCAGCAGGUGGAAAGCCGCUGGGGCUACAGUGGCACCAGUGACCGGAUCAGGUUCUCCGUCAACAAGCGCAUCUUUGUGGUGGGCUUCGGGCUCUACGGGUCCAUCCACGGGCCCACCGACUACCAGGUGAACAUCCAGAUCAUCCACACGGACAGCAACACGGUCCUGGGCCAGAACGACACCGGGUUCAGCUGUGACGGCUCCGCCAGCACCUUCCGCGUCAUGUUCAAGGAGCCCGUGGAGGUCCUGCCCAACGUCAACUACACCGCCUGCGCCACGCUCAAGGGCCCCGACUCCCACUACGGCACCAAGGGCCUGCGCAAGGUGACCCACGAGUCGCCCACCACGGGGGCCAAGACCUGCUUCACCUUCUGCUACGCGGCGGGGAACAACAACGGCACCUCGGUGGAGGACGGGCAGAUCCCCGAGGUCAUCUUCUACACCUAGGCCCUCCCCACCCGGCCUCCCCACCCGGCCUCCCCACCCGGCCUCCCCCGGCCGCCCCUCCAUCCUGGCCGCCGUCCCAGGCACCGGGGAGGCGGUCGGCCCUGGGCUGGGCCCUGUCGAGACAAUCCCUCAGUCUUGGGGGCAGAGUGGGCCCGGCCCUGCGUGGACAGCUGUUGGGGCCGAGGGCCGUGGUUUGCCAGUCCGGUUCCCACUCCGCAGCCCAGGGCGGCAGGCCAGCUCGGGGCCGGGGCCUCGGCCGCGCCGUCCGUUCUCUGAAACUGCACACUGCAAUGCAUUGGAGCCCACACUGGGCGGAGCCCGCUCGGGCUGUCUUCCAGCCAGUGGUUUGGGUUCAUGUUCCUUUUGUUCGCCGCUGCUCCCUGGGGAUUCCAGGGCCUGAGCUGUGUGCACUGAGGCCACCGGAAGCCCUGGCCUCCUGGGCAUGCGCAGGCGCAGGGCCUGCGUCAGUCCGGAGGAGCCUUGGGCGGGGCUGUGUUCCCGCUCCUCCCGGCAGCGUCCCUGCGAGGCCGUCACCGCCCAGCCUCUGGACCAGCUCCUCCCUCCCGUGUGGCCAGCAGAGCUCAGCCCCGAGCGCAGGGCUGCAGCAGCGGGUCAACCCCAUCAAGAUGCGCUGGGCCUCCAGCUGGCCUGCUGUGGCACCCAGGGUACCGCGGAACACCCCUGUGCAGACCACAGCCCUGGCCCCCUAAGGCUACCAGGCACCUCGUCCAGUGAUGCCCUAGGAGGCUCCGCCCCUGUCUGGGGCCCCUCUCCCUCAUGUCUCCAUACCUGUGACUCCUGCCCGGAACCCAUGUCCUCCCCAAAGCCAUGGGAGGUGAGCCCUCCACACUGUGUCCCAGAUUUUUUUUUUUUUUUAAAUAAAGAAGCAUCCGCCUUGAGCCACUGA